UGUCGAUGGUCACUACGAAUGCUUCGAAGCGUUUCGAAAACGGUCAAUUUAGCACUUCGGAACACUUCGGCAGUAUUGAUGACAUCUUUGAAACGUCACAGAUUUCCCCCUCUAUUUCGCUUCCAAUGCUGCAGCCGGAGAGGUAGUACGGCUGAAGCAUUUUUUGAAUUAUCUCAAAGCGCGGGAAAUUGAUCGUAUUCAGGCACGUUGGGAAGCAAGGCGAACUUGGUUGAGGUUACACAAGGUUACAGGAGCUGUUAGGCUCAACAAGCAAUAAGUAGGAUUGUAUACUGAUAAUAGUCCCAACACUUUUUGGUUUGCAAACAAAGAAUUAUAUGAAACCUCGCCUAAUACCUAACCACCUAAAUAAAGUGCAAAAAAUGCCGAAUUUAACUUUAUAUGAUCAUACGUCACAACAUACAUAUAUUUUAGAAGUCUCGAAUGAAGUUUUUACAAAAGCUAAUGCAGAUCCGUUGUACGCAACGCGUCUUUUACAAGAAAAAUUAAAUACAACUAACAUAGUCGAUGAAUCAGCUUCUACAUCUUCUUCUAUUAAUAGUACUGACUACGGGAGUGCUGAAGAGAAAACGCAACAAGUUUCUCUUGAGAAAACAAAUUUUGAUGAAAAAGAUGGCUUUCGUUGGCCUCACGAAGCAAUUUUAUUGCUUCUUGAAAUUUAUAAAGAUCAAGAAAAUAAAAUAACAUCUGGCAAAAUGUCAGUUAAAAAGUUUUGGAACAUGGUUACCAAUUUAUUGCUUGAAAAGGGUUACCAAGUAACUGGUAUUCAAUGUAAAAGCAAAAUGGCUGGAUUAAAAAACACUUAUAAAAGUGUUAAGGACCAUAAUGCAAAGAGUGGCAAUCAUCCUCGGAUAUGGCAAUAUUUUAAUAUUAUGGAUGAAAUAUUUAAUAAAAAACCGUGGAUAUCUCCAAUGUCUACAUUGGAUUCUGACAAACCAAUUCCGCCAAUUUCUUUCGAAGAAGAUUGUGAUAUUGAAAAUGUCCCUGGUUCCUCUUCAACAAAAACCAGAUUACCUAUGAAACGGAAAAGGCCUACUACAUUGGAAAAAGUGCUCGAAGAAAAUACAAUUGCACGCAAAAAGAUGCACGAAGAAACAAUGGUGCGGCAGGAUAAAUUGCUUGAUCUUUUAAGUAAACUGCUCGACAAAUAAUAUGAAAUUCACUUAUUUUAAAGACUGAUUAUAUUAUAAAGACUGAUUGUAAUAUACACGGCAUCAUUAAUGCCAAGCCAUACUAACUGUACUACUCCAGAAUAUGUCUUUCUUUCUAUAUGGAA
Messenger RNA from Monomorium pharaonis (pharaoh ant), 1294 nucleotides. RefSeq lists its product as uncharacterized. The transcript has 7 exons. Bases 336 to 1169 code for a protein of 277 amino acids. The record is from RefSeq and is a predicted model, not a curated record. Lineage: Eukaryota; Metazoa; Arthropoda; Insecta; Hymenoptera; Formicidae.